Molecule: messenger RNA, 2643 nt
Organism: Centropristis striata (black sea bass)
Lineage: Eukaryota; Metazoa; Chordata; Actinopteri; Perciformes; Serranidae
Gene: klf6a
Product: Kruppel like factor 6a
Exons: 4
Coding region: 227-1081 (284 amino acids)
Biological process (GO): regulation of transcription by RNA polymerase II
Molecular function (GO): DNA-binding transcription factor activity, RNA polymerase II-specific; RNA polymerase II cis-regulatory region sequence-specific DNA binding
Source: RefSeq, a predicted model, not a curated record
GUCCGGUGCAGUGUUUGCAAACACCUUGAACGCAGCAGAGAAGAAGGGGGGAUUGACGGACUGAGUGACGGACCAUCGGCUGCUGCUGCUGCUGAAAACAAGCGCUUAUUCUCCGCUUGCAUCGCAGGGAUCGCUCUUAUUCCUUCCGCUGGCUCUUUUUCUACCUGAUAAAUACAUUUAUCUGCAGCUCAAUCAUUUUUUUUUCCUCAAAACAAGCUCUGGAAAAAUGGAUGUACUACCCAUGUGCAGCAUCUUUCAAGAACUUCAAAUAGUUCACGACACGGGCUAUUUCUCAGCCUUACCGUCACUGGAGGAGAACUGGCAGCAGACAUGCUUGGAGUUGGAGCGCUACCUACAGAGUGAGCCUUACGUCUCCACAUCCGGCCUCAAGUUUGACGGCCAGGAGGACCUCUGGGGCAAGUUAAUCUUGGCCUGCGGGGACAAGGCCAAGGCCGACCCAAAGCUGCCCCCGGCCCACGAGGAGGACAAUCAGGACAGCCAAAUCUUGGACACCAACAGUGUGAAUUCUGACGCCAGCAGCGAAGCUUCAGACAGUUCUGAGGAGCUCUCGCCCACACACAGCUUUACCUCCAACCCUCUGGGCUCUGUCUUGGUUGGCUCUGGACCUUUUAGCCCCUCCAUCAUAAGCACGCCCCCGUCCUCUCCGGAGGCCGGCUUGGAGCCCAGCGGCGUGACCAACGGCUGGGUCGCCACGCACGCUGACUUGCACUUGCCGGUCAAAAUCAGGAGCGGCGGCGUGGCAAAGAGUACGGAAAAGACGGGAAUCAUCUGUGGGGACGCGUCACCGGACGGCAGGAGGCGAGUACACAGGUGUCACUUCAACGGGUGUCGCAAAGUUUACACGAAGAGCUCCCACCUAAAAGCACACCAGCGCACUCAUACAGGUGAGAAACCUUACAGGUGUUCAUGGGAGGGCUGUGAGUGGCGUUUUGCACGAAGCGACGAGUUGACCAGACACUUCAGGAAGCACACUGGGGCAAAGCCAUUUAAAUGCAGUCACUGUGACAGAUGUUUCUCCAGGUCUGAUCAUCUGGCUCUUCACAUGAAGAGGCACGUCUAGAGCAGGGCAAGCUCCAACCAAGCAACGCAGCGAAGGGGAAAGUUUUUAAAAGAAAAAAACAAAAAACAAACGCCGUCUCCCGACCAGUCUCUUGGUUGAACUGUCCCAGAGCAGAGUGGCGGGAGUGUGUUCCAGCCAAAGCAUGCCGUUUUGCACCAUACUGAAACCCAGUGCCUCCGGGACCUCUCUUUGGAGAAAGGCGCUCUGAAGGUUGUCUGUUGCAACAAAAGGACAAAAUCAUGGAUGGGGGAAGAAAUUGUUUUUGAUUGAGAUUGAGAAGGACUUUCAACACACACAAAAAAAGACAAAAAAAAGAUAAAAGACAAAAAGAGUGAAUGAUUUGUAUGUAUGGUGCAUGAUGUUUUGGGGGACAUCUCCCGGACAGCAGAUACACUGGUACUUUACAAAACUGUCUGAGGUAAGCAUGUGUGCACUGUGAAUGUCUGAGAUUGGCCCACCGGCCCCCUGGGAUGAAUUUUUUUGGGAGAAGAGAUGGAUUGAUGGAUGGCUCGGGGCUGGUACCAAUGUUGCUGUGGACUGAAUGGGUUUCUGGGGGGAAGCCUUUGUGUUUCCCUGGUGGCAGUGUGAGGAUGAGGCAGGUUGAAGGUUCCUGCCUGUCUGUCUGCAAAGUCUGUCACCCAGACUUUGGGGGGGGGGGUUCUCCGAAGCUUUUGAGGCCUUGGGGUUUGACUUGAGAGAAGGUGUCUGCCUUCUGGUCAGUGACCCAGGGACCAAAACGUCCCCCCCUUGGUCACUGUAUGACAGGAGCUUUUUUGGUGUUUUUGGUGCAGCUACUAAAUGUGCAAUGUGUUAUGUAGCCUGGUUUAUUAUUUUUUUACAAGCUACAAAGCUAAUUUGUAGUCCAAUUGUAUAAGCUGUGUGCUUAGAGGUAUAACACAACUAUACUAUAACUUCAGUAUCAUAGACAGGUGUUGCAUGGUUCUAGGGUUUGUUCAUUUCAUGUUUCCACUGUAAUCAGGACUGCAAAUAGUUUCAAUAAAAGUGCAGCUAAAGUGCGGACGGUUAAAUGUUACAAUAUUGUACAUAAAGCCUUGAUGAUUUCCCUCUUUUUAUUUUCACAACUUCAUUGUCAUUCUGGCUGGAGAUUUCACCACUGCUUACUCAUUCUCUCAUUCAUCCUAUGCCUUGAGGAGUACUUUUGAUUUUUCUACUUUGUUUUCUAUCUAAUAAUGCACUGUUGACCUUAAUGGUGCCUUAUGCAAGUGACUCAGCCCAAGUCACAUUUGUUGUAUGGGUGAUUUUACAAGCUUGAUCAAGGCUCAGUUACACAUUAACUCGCACCUCUUUGUGUGUCAUCUAUUGUGACGGUUAAUCGUGUUGUUAAAAUGUUCAGAAAAGCACCUUUUCUCAGUUGAGCACCGGUUUAGUUGGAUUGGAUUAAGUCAGAACAUGUAAAUAAGACAUAGUGUAUGUUUAGAGCACUUAAAUUCAUUUAUUAAAGACUACUGUGUAGUAUGUAGAGCCCGAUCGGUAUUUAACCCAAUAUUGGCCUAGCACAGAUUUAUCGUAUCAACGUAAGUGUUGUUCGAUAUGUGGCGAUA